GGCCAUUUUGAAAAGAGCGAUUGUAGUCUGAAGAGGGAAAUCUUCCGCUAUUUGUUUCAUAUAGAAAUGACAAUUUUUUGAGGCCAGGGAAGCUAAGGAGGCAAGAUGCCGGAACAGGUAGCCUUGUCGGACUUCAUGAGGGACACUUGGGAUGAUUUCAAAUCCCCAACGACCUCAUCGUUCACGAAAAACAUGUCGAGUUAUAAAAGUUUCGUAUCUAGUCUUGAGGAAAGACUUGAUGGGGAUCGAAGUGGAUUAACUAAAAUGAAGAAGUCCGUCAAAGCCCUGUAUAAUGCAGGAAAAAGACAUUAUGAAAGCGAGGUGACCGUAUCAGAGAAUCUGGAAAAUGUCAGUAAAACUAACAUGGAACAGGAAACGGACAUAGCCGAGGGAUUUAAGCAGUUUUCUGUAUUGGCCAAAGAGUUGUCUAAUUCCCUAAAUGAUAUGGUCUCCAAACUCCACACCAUGCUGCUGUAUCCAUUGGAAGCGUUCUUAAAGGGUGACCUGAAAGGAGUCAAGGGGGACAUGAAGAAACCAUUUGAUAAAGCAACCAAGGAAUACGAAACCAAAUUUUCAAAAAUAGAGAAAGAGAAAAAACAGCAGGCAAAGGAUGCUGGGAUGAACAGAACAGAGGUUGAUGGGUCAGAGAUUGCAGAAGAUAUGUUGAAAGAACGGAAAGUUUUUCAGUUACAACUUUGCGAGUACCUCAUUAAAGUAAACGAUAUCAAGACAAAGAAGGGCGUGGAGCUGCUGUUACAUCUAGUGGAGUAUUACAAAGCAUUGCAAGUUUUUCAUCAAGAGAGCUUAGAGUCCAUAGGGAAGUUUGAGUCCUACAUAGAGACGCUGAUUUCCCAGCUCCAGGGCAUCAAACAGAAGCAGUACUCUGACCGGCAGCAGCUGGUGGAGCUGAGGGAUGCCCUCAAGAACUCCAUGUCCUCCUACAAAGAGGGAUCUAGAAACACAUAUUACCCAGAGGAAGCCGGGAAGCCAUCUGCCAACAAAAGCCCAGCGGGCUACAACCUGCACCAGCUCCAUGGCAACAAGAUGCAUGGCAGCCAGAAAACGGGCUACCUGCUGAAGAAGAGCGACGGAAAAGUCCGCAAAGUCUGGCAGCGCAGGAAGUGCAUCAUCCACGAUGGCAUUAUGCUAGUCAGUCACUCUGACGAAACUAAAGAGCCAGUAAAAUUGAACCUCCUUACGUGCCAAGUUAAGCUUGUUGCUGAUGAUGUCGGCAAGAAAUGUUUUGAUCUAGUCUCCAGUUCCAAUAACAGAACAUACCACUUUCAGGGGGAGGAUGUUCAAGACAUGGAAGAAUGGAUUUCAGUUUUGAAUAAUGCCAAAGAGGAAGUGCUUUUGAAAGCGUUCCAAGAUAACACAAACUGUCCCGCAAUAAACCAGAAUGUACGAGAGCUCAGAGCCAGUAUUAUUGACCGCAUCAAAGGGUUGCCAGGCAACGAGGUCUGCUGUGACUGUGGAGGGAAAGACCCUGAGUGGCUGUCCACUAACUACGGUAUACUGAUUUGCCUAGAGUGUUGUGGCAUUCACAGACAAUUAGGUGUCCACAUCUCCAGAACUCAGAGUUUAGUCAUUGAUGAACUCGGAACCUCACAGCUUCUAUUAGCUAGAGUCGUAGGAAAUGACUGUUUCAAUGAAGUUUUUGAAGGCAAAAUAUUUGAUGAUGAUUCUGAAGUAAAAGCUGAUGGAAGCCGCAAACUUAAACCCACUAGUCCUAUGAAUGAAAGAGAGUCCUAUAUCUUUGCCAAGUAUGACAAGAAGAAGUUUGUGAUCAACACCAAUAGUAGUGAAGAGGAAAUCCUGAGUGACCUAAAGCAAGCCAUUCAGUCGCGGGACUUCCAGACCCUGCUACAGACCCACGGGGAGGGGACGGAUCUAAUGAGCGUCAUGCCAGAUAUGGAGAACUGUGAGACAGGUCUCCACCUUGCCAUAAUGCUGGAAGAUGGCUACUCCCUGUACAUUGUGGACUUCAUCAUUCAGAACAGUGUCAUAACUAGUCUAGGAAACAAAAGCCGUGAUGGCAACACACCGCUACAUCUGUGUGCAAUAGAAAAUAAAACAGAGUGCAUGAAACUACUGCUGCGAACUCGCCCAGAACUCGCCAAGAUUGAGAAUUCGGAAGGGAAAACACCGCUGGAUAUCGCCAAAGAAAAUAACAAUCAGUUAUGUGCUGACUUGUUGAAUGCAGCAUUAACUGGGAGGAAGGACUUAUUUGAGAAUGUGAACAUUGACUGGGAACUAAUAGCUGAUGACCAUGAGCAUGAUGUGGAUUUCAGUGACGAUGAUCUAGAGUAUGUUGUUAUUGAUAAGAUUUGGGCCGCUUAUUGUCAAAUUAACGACCAGAACACCCCUGAGAGAAAGAGAGGGUCACGACCUCAGAGCUUGACUGGUUCAGGAAUUGCUAAUGAGUUUGCUAGUACCCUGUCCAUUCCCAAAGAACCCAAUGACAUAAGGCAGAGAGCUGACAGCAAUGUGUCUUUACAGCCUAUUAAGAAAAAGGACUUUUUAAAUAGACUGAGUCGUGUUGUUCAGAGAAAGGCAUCAUAUGGGGAAAUUUAUCAGAUAACUUCGGCUGACGGGGCCCCGGUACAGGUUGUGCAGAAAAAGCCACCUCCUUGGAUCGUUUCAGUCAAGAAAAAACGCAGGCGACGACUCAGUAAUUCUUUGCCUAUAUGGUUUACAUGUAUCAAACAAGUGUAUACUUUUGUAGCCCUUGCCUGUUUUCAGUUGUUGUAUUUACAGUACAUUUUUCCUAGGUUCUUUUGGAGAAUGGACUUGCAUAUUCUGUAUUGAAGUUAUUUUAUUUCAUAAUAAUUUUCAUAUCAUUAUUGCAAGGUGGACAACUAUAGAUACAUUUAUCUAUAAUAUGAUACAGUAACAGUACUUUUCUUUUCUUUUUUUGUCUUAGUAUAUUCAGGACACCCUGUAUUAAAAAAUUAUGCAUUUUAUAUUUAUAAGAUAAUUCACCAAUAUGAAAAACAGAUACAUAUGAACUUGCCAUGAUAUUAUUUUGUAUAUGUUUCACUAUUAUGAACAAUUAUGCUCAUUGCAUGGAUAUGCAGUUAUGAAGUGCCUGAAAGGGUUUUCAACACUUUUUUGAUAUGAAUAGAAAAGGAUUCCUUGAUAAGGAUAAUUUAUAAAAUUUGCCUUAUGCCCCUUUUAUAAUAUGGUCAGUAUCAGUAUCAUAGACCAAUUGUUGCCUUAUCGUUAUCUUUAGAACCCUUUUUCUUGAAGAACUCAAUAGGAACUGACCCCUAAUGUUGCCUUUGUGUACUACUACUCAAUAUCUUGAGAACCAUUUGCUUUAUAGACAUCAAACUUGGUAAGCUGGUACCUUAUGUGCAGGAGAAUACCCUUAUCAGCUGGAAGGUUCAAAGGUCAAGGUUCAAAAUUCUGGCAUUGGAUUUUGUCUAUUCAAAAUUAGUUUGGUUGUUAAUAACACUCGAAGAUCAUUUUAGUUUGAAAAUAUGAAAUAAAAAUGUAGUAGAACCCAUGUACUUGGUAUGUUAUUUCUCUAGAAAUUUCAUUUUUGUAUCAGUAGAAGCAAACUAGAUUUUGUUUUUUUUGAUGGGUUUGAGCAAGAAAAUACAUGUUUUAAAUAAGUUAGACAUAAGCAUUUAUUAUAAUACGGUAAAUGUAAGU
Messenger RNA from Magallana angulata, 3657 nucleotides. RefSeq names its product arf-GAP with SH3 domain, ANK repeat and PH domain-containing protein 2-like. The coding region runs from base 106 to 2808 and encodes 900 amino acids. Gene Ontology annotation, cellular component: cytoplasm. Gene Ontology annotation, biological process: positive regulation of GTPase activity. The transcript has 25 exons. Gene Ontology annotation, molecular function: protein binding; GTPase activator activity. NCBI's taxonomy places the organism in Eukaryota, Metazoa, Mollusca, Bivalvia, Ostreida, Ostreidae. The record is from RefSeq and is a predicted model, not a curated record.